Messenger RNA from Rotaria sordida, 735 nucleotides. NCBI's taxonomy places the organism in Eukaryota, Metazoa, Rotifera, Eurotatoria, Philodinida, Philodinidae. The record is from the annotation of a GenBank genome assembly.
AUGUCUAGUGAAAUUGAAGUUGAAAUUUUAAAAGCGCAAGGAAUCAAUAAUGUUCUUUCUUUAUUAAGAGCACAAGAUUUGUAUUCAUUCUUUAAACUUGAUUGUGAAGAACUAGAAGACUUAAGAAAUCGUGCAUGUUUAAAGUUAAAAAAUGGUGAAUAUAUGAUACGUCCAGCCAUAAAAGAUAAUCUUGAUUAUUGCAUAGCUGUAUUAAAAGGAGCAUUUCCAUCUAUUCCAACAUUAGAAUCUUAUCAUAAUGAAUUUUCUAAACGUAUUGAAGAAGGUGAAUAUCGUUUUGAUGGAUUGGUUAGUUAUUCAAAUAAAAUUAAUUGCUCUUAUAUAUAUAUUUCCGAAGAUUGUACUAGCGUAAUCAGCAAAGUCAAUUAUGAUGUUACAACUAAUUCAUUUAUUGGUUUUUGUCCUGAAUUGAAGAAUGGUUUACCAUCAAUUCGUCAGUACCAAACCGAUGAUUUUUAUGAAUUAGAAGAAUGGUUUCAGACAGUAAAACAAUCAACUCUAGUAAAUAUCUAUACUGUUCAACCUAUAACACAUGAAGCAGCAGCUCCGUUUCUAUUAUCUUGUUUUGGUACCGAUAAUCAAAUUGUUUCAAUAUGUAUACUUUCUCAUUGGUUGUAUAUAUAUGAAAAAUGUCAUACUAAUAAUAUUAAAGUUGUUGGUUUUUCGAGUGAUGCUGAUCCUAAAUUUGUUACAGCUAUGAGAUUAGCAACAGGUUAG